AUGGCAGCCGUCACACAAGCCGUCCAGGGAAUUUCUGUAAAUGGGCUCAAUGACGACAUUCAGAUCUUCCUGGACGACGCGGUUCUGCUUGCAAACGUUCAGGGACGGGCUGACGCAGCGACCAGCUUUCUGCGUGCGGCGCGCUCAGGGAACCUGGACAAGGCCCUGGACCACAUCAAGAAUGGAAUCGACAUUAAUACAUCAAACCAAAACGGUCUCAACGGGUUACAUCUGGCGUCUAAAGAAGGCCACGUCAAAAUGGUCUUGGAGCUCCUACAUGCGGGCAUUGUCUUGGAGACCACCACCAAGAAAGGGAACACUGCUCUUCAUAUCGCUGCGUUGGCAGGGCAGGAGAGAGUGGUGGCAGAGCUUGUCCACUAUGGUGCCAACGUCAACGCCCAGUCACAGAAAGGCUUCAGUCCUCUCUACAUGGCAGCACAGGAAAAUCACUUAGAGGUGGUCAAGUUCCUGCUAGAAAAUGGCGCAAACCAGAGUCUCCCAACAGAGGACGGCUUCACUCCCUUGGCGGUGGCCCUCCAGCAGGGCCACGAAAACGUUGUGGCGCUGCUCAUCAACUACGGCACCAAGGGCAAGGUCCGCCUCCCCGCCCUGCACAUCGCCGCACGCAACGAUGACACGCGCACCGCCGCGGUGCUGCUGCAGAAUGACCCCAACCCCGAUGUUCUCAGCAAGACUGGCUUCACUCCUCUCCACAUCGCAGCCCACUAUGAGAACCUCAGCGUAGCCCAGCUGCUUCUCAACAGAGGAGCAAACGUUAACUUCACUCCCAAGAACGGUAUCACCCCCCUUCAUAUAGCCUCCAGGAGGGGCAACGUGAUCAUGGUGAGACUACUGCUGGACAGAGGGGCACAAAUCGACGCCAAGACCAAGGAUGAGCUGACGCCUCUUCACUGUGCAGCCAGGAAUGGGCAUGUCCGUGUCAUUGAGAUCCUGCUGGACCAGGGCGCUCCCAUCCAAGCUAAAACCAAGAAUGGUUUGUCCCCCAUUCACAUGGCAGCCCAGGGGGACCACAUGGACUGCGUCAGGCAGCUUCUCCAGUACAACGCCGAGAUCGAUGACAUCACGCUGGAUCACCUGACUCCUCUGCAUGUAGCGGCACACUGCGGUCACCACCGUAUGGCCAAAGUCCUGUUGGAUAAAGGGGCCAAAGCCAAUGCACGGGCACUGAAUGGCUUCACCCCUCUCCAUAUCGCCUGUAAGAAGAACCACAUGCGCUCCAUGGAUCUGCUGCUAAAGCACUCCGCCUCCCUGGAAGCUGUGACAGAGUCUGGUCUCACGCCUCUUCAUGUAGCAGCGUUCAUGGGCCACCUGAGCAUAGUGAAGAACUUGCUCCAGAGAGGAGCUUCUCCCAAUGCUUCCAAUGUGAAAGUGGAGACCCCCCUUCACAUGGCGUCCAGGGCAGGACACUGUGAGGUUGCUCAGUUUCUGCUGCAGAACACAGCCUUGGUGGAUGCAAAGGCCAAGGAUGACCAGACACCCUUGCACUGCGCGGCCCGCAUGGGCCACAAAGAGCUUGUGAAGCUCCUCCUGGAGCAUAAGGCCAACCCAGACUCAGCCACUACUGCUGGACACACACCUUUACACAUUGCUGCUCGUGAGGGACACACGCACACCAUCCGAAUCUUACUGGACGGAGCAGCACAGCAAACCAAAAUGACCAAGAAAGGCUUCACUCCCCUCCAUGUUGCCUCCAAAUAUGGAAAAGUGGACGUAGCUGAACUGUUGCUGGAGAGAGGAGCCAAUCCCAACGCUGCUGGGAAAAAUGGUCUUACACCUCUUCACGUGGCUGUCCAUCACAACAACCUGGAUGUUGUUAAACUCCUGGUCAGCAAGGGAGGCUCUGCACACAGCACCGCCCGAAAUGGCUACACCCCCCUGCACAUAGCAGCCAAGCAGAACCAGAUGGAGGUAGCCAGUUGUCUGCUGCAAAAUGGGGCCUCUGCCAAUGCCGAGUCCCUUCAGGGCAUCACACCCCUGCACCUGGCCUCCCAGGAGGGACGACCUGACAUGGUGGCCCUUCUCAUCUCCAAGCAGGCCAAUGUUAACCUCGGGAACAAGAAUGGACUGACUCCUUUACAUCUGGUAGCUCAAGAGGGUCAUGUCGGCAUCGCAGACACCUUGGUCAAACAGGGGGCUUCUGUUUAUGCUGCUUCACGGAUGGGGUACACACCCCUUCAUGUAGCCUGUCACUAUGGCAACAUCAAGAUGGUGAAGUUUCUUCUGCAGCAGCAGGCUCAUGUGAACAGCAAGACGAGGGUGGGAUACACCCCUCUCCAUCAGGCAGCUCAACAGGGCCACACAGACAUCGUCACCCUGUUACUGAAACACGGAGCACAACCCAAUGAGAUAACCUCGAAUGGAACAUCUCCUCUAGGCAUCGCUAAGCGACUGGGAUACAUCUCUGUCAUAGAUGUGCUGAAACUGGUCACUGAGGAGUCUGUUUCCGCGAUCACUACGGAGAAGCAUCGCAUGAGUUUUCCCGAGACAGUAGAUGAAAUACUGGAUGUUUCAGAGGAUGAAGGGGUUGCCCAGCUAACGUUAGGGGAUGAGCUGUUAGGGAUGGAUGGAGCUCGCUAUUUGAAGCUCGACGACUUCAAGGACCAGGAUGAUGACUUCCUCUCCCCCAAGAAGACCCUGCGAGACUUUGAGAGCGGCCUGGGUACCACGCCCUACUCUCCUGCCAUUCCCCGGAUCCCCUGUGUGUCUCCAGAAACAGUACUACUGGAUCAGCACACCCCAGUGCCGCUGCCAAAGGAGUAUGACGAGGACUCGCUCAUUCCCAGCAGUCCGGCUACAGAGACUUCGGACAACGUCAGCCCAGUGGCCAGCCCUAUUCACACCGGCUUCCUGGUGAGUUUCAUGGUGGACGCUCGCGGCGGCUCCAUGCGAGGCAGCCGACACCACGGCCUGCGCGUGAUCAUCCCUCCCCGUACCUGUGCAGCCCCAACGCGGAUUACCUGCCGUCUGGUCAAGCCUCAGAAACUGACCACCCCUCCGCCUCUAGUGGAGGGAGAGGGGCUCGCCAGCCGCAUCAUCUCCCUGGGGCCCUCCAGCAUGCAGUUUCUGGGGCCUGUGAUUGUGGAAAUUCCCCAUUUUGCUGCCUUGGGUCGUGGGGACAGAGAGCUGGUGGUCCUCCGCAGCGAGAACGGCUCUGUUUGGAAGGAGCAUCGCAACCGUUACGGUGACGAAGUGCUGGAAACAAUUUUGAAUGGCAUGGACGAAGACCUGGAGAGUCAGGAGGAGCUAGAGAAGAAGAGAAUCCGGCGCAUCAUCUCCACUGACUUCCCCCUUUACUUUGCCGUUGUGUCGCGUGUUCAGCAGGAGAGUGAUCUGAUUGGUCCGGAGGGUGGCCACCUGACCAGUAAGCUAGUGCCCCAUGUGGAGGCCAUCUUCCCUGAGACGGCUGUCACCAAGAGAGUACGGUUGGGACUGCAGGCCCAACCGAUCCCCGAUGAAUGGCUGACUCGGCAACUUGGUAACCAGGCGACCUUCAGCCCAGUUGUUACCGUGGAGCCACGGCGCCGCAAAUUCCACCGUCCAAUCGGAUUGCGCAUCCCAUUGCCUCCCUCCUGGAAGGAGAGCCCACGCGAUGCUGGGGAGGGCGACACCACUAGCUUGCGACUCCUUUGCAGUGUCAUAGGUGGGACAGCGCCAGCUCAGUGGGAGGAUAUCACUGGCACCACUAAAUUAAUGUAUGCCAACAACUGUGCCAAUUUCACCACAAAUGUUUCUGCAAGAUUCUGGCUAGCUGACUGCCCACGCACAGCAGAGGCAGUAACGUUUGCCAACCUGUUGUACCGUGAGCUGAUGGCGGUUCCAUACAUGGCCAAAUUUGUGGUGUUUGCCAAGAUGAAUGAAGCACGCGAGGGACGCCUGCGCUGCUACUGCAUGACUGAUGACAAGAUGGACAAAACCCUGGAGUUGCAUGAAAACUUCUCUGAGGUGGCCCGCAGCCGGGACAUAGAGGUGAUGGAGGGCAUGCCUUUACAUCUGGAGUGCUCUGGGAACCUGGUGCCAGUCAGGAAGGCAACACAGCAGCCUCGUAGCUUCAGUUUCCAGGCCUUCAGAGAUAACAGACUUCCUGUCUCUGUCAAGGUCAGAGAUAGUAACAAGGAUGCCACAGGGUUUUUGUCCUUCCUGCGCAAGUCGACCAAGUACGAGGACACACAGCAUGUUCUGUGUAACCUCAAUAUCACCAUGCCGCCCUGUGUCAAGGUUGUCGGGAGUGAAGAGCGCAGGCGGACCUUAACCCCUCUCGCCCUGAGGGAACGCUACAGUGCGCUGAAUGAGCCAGUUGUGGCCACAGUGAAUGCCAUGGAGCGGGCAGAGCUCAAGAUCAACAUCAUAUCCGAGCAGCUGGGUCUGAGCUGGGCAGAGUUGGCAAGGGAGCUUCAGUUUGGUGUGGAUGACAUUAAUCGGAUCCGUGUCGAGAACCCAAACUCCCUGCUGGACCAGAGCUCUGCGCUGCUCAACCUUUGGGCCAGCAGAGAGGGCAAGAGAGCCAAAAUGGAGAGCCUGUAUGGGGCUCUGAGGAACAUCGAUCGUGCAGACAUCGUCACCUCCUUAGAAGGCCAGGCUCCACAACAUCCACACGGGUCCUCAGAGGAGGGGGCCUGUCGUAUCGGUGAUCGUGACUCCACCCUCCUGUCUCCGAGCAUCAUCAAUGGUUAUGGGCUGGUUCAAGAGGAGCUGUUGUCCCCGGCCUCCAUGCAGUACAGCCUGCCCUCUCCGCUGGGCGCCGAGCCCUACUGGCAGGAGGUUUCCAGUCUGGAGUGUGCCCCCAUCGCCACCACUGAGGAAGACACGCUGAUGGAGAUGUCCGACGUGCAAGUGUGGCCGGCGGGGGUCAGCCCCUCGCUGGUGACGGUGGAGGACUCGUCUCUGGAGGGGAGCAGUAGGGCUGACGACUCGGAGGGCACCACGCUCUCCCUACCCUGCAGUCUGGGUCGCCCCAGCAGUGGUGCCAGCGGAGCUAGUGGCUCCAUUAUGGAGCUGGAGGAGGAGGAGGAGGAAGAGGAGGUGGAAGGGGAGGUGGAGGAGGAGGAGGUGCUGCCGGAGCCAACCACUGUGCUCUCAGAAAGGGACAGGGUGAGGGCUAGUGGUGCCGUUCCAAAGGUCAACCUAAACGGCCAGCUAGGAGGUCAGAGGUCGGACAGGAGGAGGGGGGAGGCCGUGACAACAGGUGGAGGAGGAGGAGGAGGAGGAGGAGCAAAGGGAGGAGGAGGAGGAGGUGUACGGCUGGGUUCAGUGGAAGGGCUUUCUGUUUCUACAGGCCAGCAGGUUUACGCCCAGCUGUGUGAGAUGUCAGGACUCAGUCGGGCCGCAGAGCACAAUGGAGACAACAGAGUUGUUGGCGGUGGAGCUUUCCAACCCUACUUGCCGGACAAGGACUCGCUGCAGGGCUGGGUGGGCUCACAGGCCAGGGGGUCAUCCGGACGGGACGGCAGUGUGCCAGGCUUACGCGUGGCCCAGGAGGCCCUGCUGACUCCGGUGUGUGACACGGGUUACUCUCAUGUGCUGCGUGGGCGCCUCCUGCAGGGCACACAGCCCUUUGACAAGGGGCUAGGCUUCUCUCACCAGGAGGCGGGGCUACGUGCUUGGGAGCAGGAGCAGAAGCGGGGCCAGAGAGAGGAGAAGGAGGACUAUGCUGCUGAGGAGCAGUUUGUCGAUGAACACGGCAACAUCCUCACUAGGAAGGUGGGGGUGGAUGUAAGAAAGGGCACUCAGUCAGUGAAGCGCACCAGUCUGCGGAGACUAAAACACUGA
Lampris incognitus (smalleye Pacific opah) is the source of this 5787-nucleotide messenger RNA. It is a transcript of the gene ank1b, whose product is annotated as ankyrin 1, erythrocytic b. Gene Ontology annotation, molecular function: protein binding. Bases 1 to 5787 code for a protein of 1928 amino acids. Gene Ontology annotation, biological process: signal transduction. NCBI's taxonomy places the organism in Eukaryota, Metazoa, Chordata, Actinopteri, Lampriformes, Lampridae. The transcript has 42 exons. The record is from RefSeq and is a predicted model, not a curated record.